Messenger RNA from Acipenser ruthenus (sterlet), 2105 nucleotides. Its product is annotated as mitochondrial carrier homolog 1-like. The record is from RefSeq and is a predicted model, not a curated record. The coding region runs from base 79 to 1038 and encodes 319 amino acids. Gene Ontology annotation, biological process: positive regulation of apoptotic process. The transcript is spliced from 12 exons. Gene Ontology annotation, cellular component: mitochondrion; membrane. Lineage: Eukaryota; Metazoa; Chordata; Actinopteri; Acipenseriformes; Acipenseridae.
UUUGUUUUUUUUUCUCAUCACAUCCUAUUUCCCAAGCAGGCCCAGCCAAGACGGCUUCCCUUAGGUAUCCCUCUGGAGAUGGUAACCAGGGCAGAGAUGAGCCAGCCCCGUAAGGAGCGAAGAGGGGUCCCCUCGGCUGGCGGCUCUGCGCUUGAUAUGGACACCGCGGUAGUGAUUCUGGGAGCCGGGGUGACAGCCCUCACGCACCCGCUGCUGUACGUGAAACUGCUCAUCCAGGUGGGCCACGAGCCGCAGCCUCCGACCGCAGGGAGCAACCUGUUUGGGAGGAAGGUUCUGUACCUGCCAGGGUUUUUCUCCUACGCCAGGCAUAUAGUCCGUGUGGAUGGGAAGAGGGGUCUGUUCAGAGGCCUGUCCCCCCGAAUCGUGUCCAGCACUGUCUCCACUGUGGUGCGCAGCCGAGUCAAACAGGUCACGCCGAUCCCAGACAUGGAGCACGUGUCCAACAAGGACGACAUCAAGACGUCCCUCAGGAAGGUUGUCAAAGAGACCUCCCACGAGAUGGUGGUGCAGUGCGUGGCCCGGAUAUUCACCCACCCAUUCCACGUGAUUUCUGUCCGGUGCAUGGCGCAGUUUGUUGGGAGAGAAAUGAAGUACAGCGGCUUGUUCAGCUCUGUCGCAGAAAUCUUCCGACAAGAAGGGAUCUCGGGUUUCUAUGUGGGGUUGGUGCCUCAUGUCCUGGGAGAGAUCAUUUUCCUCUGGUGCUGCAACCUGCUGGCUCACUUUAUCAACACGUAUGCUGUGGAUGACAAUUUCACCCAGGCACCUGCAGUCCGAAGCUACACAAAGUUUGUUAUGGGGAUCGCUGUGAGUGCACUUACCUACCCCUUCCUGCUGGUGGCAGACCUGAUGGCUGUGAAUAACUGCGGACUGCAGGCUGGACUUCCUCCUCACUCCCCUGUCUUCAGAUCCUGGAUUCACUGCUGGAGGCACCUGGGGGCCCAGGGUCAGUUGUUUCGAGGGUCCAGUUUCUUCUUUCGGCGCGUUCCACUGGAGAUGGCAGCUUUAGCAGUGGAGUAACCCCCCCCCCCCCCCCCCCAGCCUGAAUCGAGGCUUCACAGGAACUCAGCACCUCAUUCACAGCAGCCGUGAGAACAGCACUGAACAGCUACACACAUUUCAACCUGACCGUUCUGCUUGCUGUGGAUUCCAGCUGUUUGGACACUCUUUUCUGUUGUGAUUAUGUUAUGUUAUUAUUGAAAGGACAGGACGGUUUCUUCAGAGCUGUAGGUCUUUCUUUUCUGUGUUUUUUUUUAUUUUUUAUUCUGUCUGGGUUCAUUGUAUUGCCUUUGUUUCAGGACAGUAACAUUAACUUUGCAGGCAAGUAACUUUGAUUUAAACCAGAUUACUUCCAUGAUGUCGCACGCAGCAACUGUUUUUAGAGGAUCAUGAACUUAAAAAGUUAUAAACAAAACACAGAAUUCUAUUUUUAAGCUUGUAUUUUAUUCAUAAAGAUCCUUUAAGCUUUUUGGGGUCAUCUACUUCUGUUCAGUGGUGCCUGUUGGAGCAAGACUGCGAGGACGAGAUCGCAUUUUUACUAAUUCUAACCAAGAACAGUUUGUUCUAAUACAAAUAUUGAACAAUACUGACAUGUCGAUUUCUUCUUUACUGCUCCGUACUUAAAAGCUGCGUUCGUUUCACAGAUCUUUUCGACUCCUCAAUCUCACAGGUUCUCAGAUGUAUUGAUCGAUUGAUUGAUUGAUUGAUUGGACCAGGGACACUAACAUUUACAUCCUGAGGUCCAAACACUGUAUUUGCAUGCUUCUCAAGGAAACAGUGCUAAAUGGAUGGUGUGUCUGUUUAGUUUUUGGCCCAUGCAGGGUUAUCUGCGUUAGUGCCCCCCCCCACACACACACAGACUUGAAGAUAAAGUGUGUGUGGCUUGUGAAUAAAACAGCAGGACAGGCUUUGAGGUUGAUUUCAAGGUAUAAAGUGUAAAUCCUGCGCUGAAGUGAAGCGAUGGAGAGUUACAGCUGACACCUGCUGCCUGACUUCAGUGUUGAAGUUUGCUGUUUGCUUGCUAACUUGUCUCGCUGCAAUUGUUUGUAUUAAUUGGGAGAGGCCAAUAAAACCCUUGGCAAAAUGCA